AUGGAGACUGCUGGUUGCUCCUGCAUUGCAGGUGCACAAGCAGCAAUCACUGUGGAUUGUGGUAAAAACUCUGUGUCUGUACGAUGGACUGAAACAAACCUGCAAGUGGAUCCAUAUUCUCUACAGUUGGGUGAUUGUCCUCCGUCACAAGUUUCAGUCAAACCUGAGGGGGCAGAGGCAGUGUUUAAUGCUGAAUUUGGGGCCUGUACUAUUAGGAGGCUGGUGACAAGAGAUCAGAUUGUAUUUGCGACGGAGAUCACGUCUACUGUAUCGUCGAAAGCAUCUCCUGUUUAUUACCCAGUUGCCUGUGCUUAUAAAAGACCAAAAGACUGGGCACCUCCUUUGUAUAAUCCUCUGGUUUUUCAUACACACGGACAGGGAGAUCUGAACUUCCACAUGGCACUCAUGAGGGAUGACUUUAGCGGUUUGGCCACUUCCACGACGUUCUCGCUCGGCUCAACAAUCCCGAUCGCUGCCUCGGUCGAGCAGCAAACCCAUCAGCCUUUGAUGCUUCUCCUGGAGGAAUGUGUGGCCUCCACAACACCCGAACUGGGUCCAGAAUCUCGUAUUUACCCGCUCAUCACCAAUAAAGGGUGUCUGGUGGACAGUAAAAACACCAACUCAAGAUUUCUACCGAGGAGCCAAUUGUCUGAGAUCAGAUUAAGUCUUCAAGCAUUUAAGUUUGCCAUUGGAGAAGAUGUCUACAUUCACUGCAAGCUUGUGGCGUGGGACCCUAGAGACAUGGAUGGUGGCAAAAAAGCUUGUCAAUACGAUAAGGCCAACUCAAGAUGGACGUUACUUGAUGAUCCUUCUCAAAGUUCUUUAUGUAGCUGCUGUGACACUAACUGUCGAGGCAGGAAGAAAAGAGGAUUAAGAAGUGAAUCCUUGGCGUUAAACUCUGUGCUUGGACCGCUGGUUAUCAUUGACAACUGAGUGUCUCCUGUUCUCCAUUUAACAAGGUUGGUGCCUCCGAGCCACUGGAGAUGUAAAUCCCAAGGGUGGAGUAUGAUCUGUGCCUGUUAAAUUGUUUUGUGGGAUGA
Molecule: messenger RNA, 1040 nt
Organism: Triplophysa dalaica
Lineage: Eukaryota; Metazoa; Chordata; Actinopteri; Cypriniformes; Nemacheilidae
Gene: zp3f.1
Product: zona pellucida glycoprotein 3f, tandem duplicate 1
Exons: 11
Coding region: 1-933 (310 amino acids)
Biological process (GO): binding of sperm to zona pellucida; egg coat formation; positive regulation of acrosome reaction
Cellular component (GO): extracellular matrix
Molecular function (GO): acrosin binding
Source: RefSeq, a predicted model, not a curated record